Molecule: messenger RNA, 3383 nt
Organism: Pimephales promelas (fathead minnow)
Lineage: Eukaryota; Metazoa; Chordata; Actinopteri; Cypriniformes; Leuciscidae
Source: RefSeq, a predicted model, not a curated record
GGUUGGAUGGUUCAUCGUCGGGGCGACGAUGCAAAGGGGAGGGGUAGAUUGUAGUGAAGUGCCGCUGUUUGUUGAUGUUCUCUCUCUAGAUUGAGACUCCGCCCUAGAUGCAUGCAGGUAAUCAGCACUCAAUUCAUUGAUAGAUUAAGGUAAUUCAUUCCAAGGGGUAUAUUAAAGUGGUGUCACCGGAGAUUGCGUGAAUGUGCGACCGCGUUCUAGCACGUCAUUAUUUUUGCGACUGUCUGGUGCUCUGGCUGAGGUGAGUGGGACGGCUGUUUUUUUUUUUUAAGGCUCGAGCCUAACGAACAUUAGAUUGAGUGUUACUCUUGUCAGGUUCUGGGCUGUUUGCAGAAAAGCACUCGUUGUGCUGAGGGUUGCAUGCCUGGCAACCCGCGCUGGUUGCCGUAGACGACCGUUUCGGGUAUGAAUUGCAUUCAGCAUCGGGGGUGUAUUGCUGCUUGACUUCCUGCUUAUCAUGACUGUUCAUCUCUUGCCGACUGGACGAGUGGCGCGAUCUCCGCAUGUUUGGCACGGUGAGCCCGGAGCAGGAGGGCUAGUUGUCCAAUUUUGGUGACGGUUCCUGAUGAGACACAGUGUGUGGUCUGCAAUCCAUAGUGAUUGGUCUUAGUUGACGUGAUUGAGUGUGAAGUGUGGUGCACGUGUGGGUGCUCCUUUACCAUCGCUAAGACUAGCGACGUCUGGCACUAGCCCAUCCUGCUUCUGGUGAUCACGAGCCCUGUGAGCUGUUAUUGUGUGAGGUUCUAGUUAACCUAACUGACUGGCACACCAGCAUUUUUAUCUUUGUCUAAAUAAAGAAUCUUUUUUGUAUUUUUCUAUAUCCACGUCUCAGAGUCUUUAUAUAAGGGAGACACCGAACCUGUGUGUCUUUAAUAGGACACUUUCCCUGGCUUAGCGACCAGGGUGGCGUAGUCGAUGUUCUUUCUGGUUCUCUCUCUCUUUUGUACUGCCCGCCACAUUUGGCGUAUAGUCGGCAGGGUUUCCUUUUUUUUUUGAUCUGAGGCGUGGAUAUAUUUGUUGUUGUUGUUUUUUCUUAGGUGUUGGGAGCAGGACAGCAGCGGGGACAGUGACCACAGGUAACUCUAUUUGGGGGUUCUUGACUAGUUUUCCUUCUAUUGGGUUUUGUGGACAUGGAAGACGAGUUGCAAGAAUUGAGGGAGCUCGUGGCCCAAUUACGAGCUGAUAAUGCAAAGUUGCGGCAAGAUCAAGCUCUUGCAGGGCCUUCAGAUCUGGGCCAUGGUUCCAACGUACCUAGUCCGUCAAUUGCUCCUCUUCAGGCUAUUGAUGUGGGUACUAUUCCUACGGAAAGGUACGUUUUUAUACCGAGGGACCGAAGGUGCCCUAAAUUUAAUGGUAGAUCUGGUAUAGGAAUUAACGAAUGGGUUGAGGAGGCACAGGCCUGCAUGCGGUCCCGUCAUUUUUCCACAGCCGACAAGGCCUUCUUUCUUUUCGACCAUUUAGAGGGGGAGGCACGUGAUGAGAUAAAGUAUAGGCCUGUUGGGGAGCGGGAAGAUCCCGAAAAGAUUAUUACGGCUUUGAAAGAAGUGUAUGGCUGCUCUAAAUCAUAUGUUGCCUUGCAGGAGGCCUUUUUCUCCAGGAGGCAACAUGAUGGUGAGACUCUGUUGGAGUUUUCACUUGCUUUAAUGAGCCUUUUGGAGCAAGUCAAGCAGCAAUCGCCUACGGUCAUGUCAAAUACCGAAACCUUGCUUCGUGAUCAAUUCGUGGAGCAUGUGGCCGAUAGUGCUCUUCGCCGCGAGCUUAAACAGUUGGUUCGGCGUCAACCUAGUGCCACUCUGUUGGAGGUUCGCAGGGAAGCUAUUAGGUGGGAGCAGGAGGGCAUGCUGGGUGGGGCAAGAGGCCGCAGUCAUUCUCUCCCCUCGGCACAUGGUUUUCAAUACGGUGUACAGGGUGUUCGUCCGGGUGGUUGUGACUCUCCUCAGCGGUCUGAGAUGGGUGAGUUGAGAGAGAUGUUAAAAUUGCAGCAACAGCAGCUAACUCAACUCACACAAAAUCUAGCUCGGUUACAGGACCCGUUUCAGCGUUCUCGUAGUCAAACUCGUCCUUUUCGCAACAGUUCGGUUAUCUGUAGAAGGUGUCAAAAACCGGGGCAUUUUGCGAGGGAGUGCGACGGGGAACGCGUUCCAUGUCGGGCUCCCGCUUCUAGAAGAGACGAUCCGGGGGCCAGUGAGGGGGAGUUGCAUCAUUCAGGCCCGUUGCCAUCGGAAAACUAGCCCCCGCUGAGUUGCAGAGCCACAGCUCGGUGGGAGGGAACAUCGGCUCAGAUGUGUUGGAGAUUCCUGACCCCAUGUUAAAUUUGAUGUCACCUUGCCCUCAUAUUAAUGCUCUUAUGGGUGGCAUUCCAGUACCAUGUUUGAUCGAUACUGGGUCAAUGGUAUCUACUCUUACGGAGAGUUGCUUUUUAAAGUACUUUGAGCCAUGGGGACAGGAACGCCUUCGGACCUGUCAAUGGUUGCAACUUAAGGCUGCAAAUGGACUUUCCAUUCCAUAUAUAGGAUAUAUGGAAUUGGAUGUUGAGCUUUGCGGGAAAUUAGUACCGCAAUGUGGUGUGCUAGUGGUCAAAGAUCCUCCGGGUGGCAUGAGUGCUAAGGUCCCUGGAGUUUUGGGGAUGAAUGUACUGGGUAGGUGUUACCAGGGACUCUUGGGACAACAUGGCCCCUCCCUUUUUGAAUUUCCGCCAGUAGCGAAUGCUCCCGGCUCUGUUGUUCGGGCAUUGCAAUAUUGUCACCAAACCAGCGCUUGUCCUCCAGUUGUGGAAACGGGUCCGGUUAAGACCCGCGGCCCUCGGGCAUACCGCAUACCUGGUGGCACCAUUAAGCUGGUAGCCGCAACUUGUUCGGAGCAUUAUUCUAACGUUACUGCGCUCCUUGAACCUCCAGAAUUUGGGCUCCCUAUGGGGUUAUUGGUUUCUCCUGCUUUGGUUCGAGUGGUUAAGGGCACUGUUUAUGUUCCAGUGGUUAAUGUAGGGAGUGCUGAUGUUUUGCUUUUCCCUCGCCGAGUAAUAGGCACUUUAACGAAUGUGAAUGUGGUCAGUUUGCCCCCAGGCGUCACUGAAGUGAAGUCUAUUUCCUGUAGGAUGUGGUCCAUCACCCCGCAAGUGAGUAUUCCAACGGUUCCAGGCCAAAUUGAUGCGUUGGACUUGUCCCUCCUGUCCAGCGAUGAGCAACGUAAGGUUAGGGCUCUCUUGGUGAAGUAUCAGUCGGUAUUUUCUGCUUUUGAAGGGGAUUUGGGGUGUACUAAUAUCAUUGCACACGAUAUUCCACUUAUAGAUGACACCCCAGUUCGACAACGGUAUCGGCGAAUCCCCCCAUCGGAGUAUGAAGUGGUAAGAGCACACAUUAAUCAGC